Molecule: messenger RNA, 3836 nt
Organism: Phyllopteryx taeniolatus (common seadragon)
Lineage: Eukaryota; Metazoa; Chordata; Actinopteri; Syngnathiformes; Syngnathidae
Gene: tmc8
Product: transmembrane channel-like 8
Exons: 16
Coding region: 204-2423 (739 amino acids)
Cellular component (GO): plasma membrane
Molecular function (GO): mechanosensitive monoatomic ion channel activity
Source: RefSeq, a predicted model, not a curated record
GAUAAGAACUCUGCAGGUGGAACCAGAUUGCACUGUUUGUCAUCCUGUCAUUAGAUUUCCUGUCACCCGUCAAGUUGGGGUGUAGUUCUCCUUCCAGAUGAUGGCAGAUCUGACAUCUGUUCCACCCACUAGAGUGUGAGCUGCUCUAACGGGACUUUGAAGAGUCAUGCUUGCUCUAGAUCAGCCACUAAGGAACUGUGAAUAUGACUCACCAGCAAUGUCUAAAACAGGAUAUUGUGACUGAGACUGCGGAACUAACUUUAUUAUGGCAAGGUGGCUGCUCAGAAGAAAAUGUUUUCUGUGUAAAUAAUUUUGUGACCAAGUUUUUUUUAAUUGAGGAGCUCAUUCAGUGGGAUAAAAUGGAGAAUAAUGUCAACUUUACAAGACUCUUAUCAGAAAGCGGUUGUUCCACCUUGUCGUCAGACUCCUGCGAGUAUUAUCAUACAGAGAUAUUCGACCAGCUGCCUAGCAUCCAGUUUUUCUGGCCUGAGCAGAGCAGACAGGAUGCUUCAGAGGUUGAUGAGGAGCUUGGACACUUGUCCAGAGGACCGAGAGACAAAAUUUCUACACAGCCACUCAGGAGUCUUACCAUGUGCAUUCAAGGAAAAAGACAUGCCAGGAACAGAAAGAAGAUGCAAACCAGCAACAUUGGCUUCUUGGAGUCGUGGAGGCAGAGCCAGAGUACCAACACCAAGAGGGUGUGGUCUAAGUUGGGAGGAGCUAUUUCAGGACUGUUACCAUGGCAGCACACACUACAUGUCAUUGAAGGCCGGUUUGGUGUGGGCGUGAAUGCCUAUUUUGUAUUCCUUCGAUAUCUGGUAUACUUGAAUCUAAUCCACUGUGCUCUAAUAUGGGCUUUUAUUCUGGGGCCUACAACAUUUUAUGGUAGAGGCAACAAAACUGAGCCACUGAAGUUUGGAGGCAAUGACUCAGUUCUGGAUUUCUUUCUGGGAUCGGGCUACCUGGAUCGUUCUCCAGUGUUUUAUGGUUUCUAUACACGUGGUUCACUCAAUUAUCCUUGCUUGAAUACCCCAAUGCUGUACUUCAGUGGAAUACUGGCUAUCCUCCUCCUCAGUGUCAUCAUAGAGAUCCGUAGAACAACAGUUGGCUACAAGCACACGUGGAUGCUGGGAAAGCGUUCCAGGAUGAAUGUGAGCUAUAAGAUCUUUUGUGGCUGGGAUUUCACCAUCCAAGAUGCUGAUGCAGCCACGCUCAAACGCAGCUUCCUGAGGAAUGAUCUCAAGCUAUACUUGGAGGAGCAGCGUUUUUCCCAGUAUGAAGCACGGAGGACAAUGUGGCAGUGGGUGCGUCUCCACCUGCUCCGGAUCACUUUCAACCUGCUCGUUUUGUCUCUGCUGGGUGGAGCGUUUUACCUCAUCUACUUUGCUACCGAAAAAUCACAGUCUAUCAGAAAGAUAAGCAAUCACUACUGGUUGGUUAUUCUGCUCCUCCAGUACCUCCCACCGAUCACCAUCACCUUUGUCAACCUUUUCCUCCCUCACAUCUUCCGAAAGAUUUCGAGUUUUGAAGACUACUCUUUCACCAUGCAGGUCAAUAUCACACUGGUGAGGAGCAUCUUUUUGAAGCUCGCCUCGCUGGGGAUCUACUUAUUUUUUGUCUUCACAACAACACAUGAGCAAUGCACGGAGAAUCAAUUUGGAAGCGAGUUGUACAAGCUCUGUAUCUUUAACUUCCUUGCCACUGUCUGCAAUGCCUUCCUCGUGAACUACCCCAGGAAGCUGGUGCAGGAGAAGUUCCGCUCAUCAUUACUAGCCAGGUUAUUAGGGAAGCAACACUUCUUGGUUCCCUUCAAUGUGCUGGAUCUGGUCUACGGUCAAACGGUGUCCUGGGUGGGUGUCUACUUCUGCCCGCUGCUGCCCCUGAUAGGAACUAUCACGCUGACAGCUACGUUCUACAUCAAGAAGUUCACAGUCUUGCGGUGCUGUGUGGCAGAACAGAGGCUGUUUCGAGCCUCCAACUCCUCCGUUUUAUUCCACUUCAUGUUGCUGCUAGGCCUUGUCAUGGCUGCCACCACCCUGGGCUUCACCCUCUUGCAGCAACAAACCCCACUGGACGCUGAAAUAUUCUUUCAAUAUUCCCCCUGUGGCCCAUUUGGGAAUGGACAAAGUGUGUUGAAUGUGACGGGAGUGUGUGUGGAAAGUCUUCCAAGCCUGGCAAAAACCAUUAUCCGCUACAUGACGUCCAAGGCCUUUGCACUGCCACUCAUACUUGCUGAGAUUAUUAUCUUAACCUCCUAUGUGUCACGAGGACGAGCCAAUCAAAAGACUAUUGAGAGAUUGAAAGAUAUGCUGGUUAUGAGCAGUUCAGAUAAGCGUUUCCUGGUGAAAAAGCAUGCUACAAUGCUCCGACAUAAAAACAUCUCCUCUGUGCAUGCUAGAAGAAUGCCCUCUCAAUCCACAUGACAGGACCAUUAGCCUUUCCUCCCACUGAAGCUAAAACAUUUCACUUACCCACACCGCAUUUGAGUAUUACAUAAUACUCUCGAUGUGUUCCUGAUCAAUUGAAUGUAAAAACAAAUGUAAUGCCCUUUUUUAUUGCAUGGUUCUCCUGUAUUAAUUGUAAUUAUACCACCGUAAUUUCUUGUGUAUAAUGCGCACCCCCAAAGUUAACCUCAAAAUUCUGGAAAACCUUCCAACCUAUGUAUCUUGCAUUUUUACAAUGCAUGAUUUCGCUUCUACCCAUAUGAUCAAAACAUGAAGUAUUAUCUGUAUUUUGUUAGUUUUUUUCAAAGAAUUAUUCUGAAGUUAGGCACUUUAUUAGAACACAUAAUACUUUAUAAUACUUUUAUUUACUUGCUCUUAUUUUGAAAUUCACAGCCCUACUUUUAUUUAGUAAAUGAGAAAAUGAGUUGUGCUUAUAUGUUUGAUUACCCAGGCAGAAUUUGUAAGAUGUGUACAAUUCUUUUAAGAAAACAUGAAGGACCAGACGAAACACAUUGAAUUUUAUUUUAAUGGGAUUCAAAUUAAACUGUCAAGCAUUUCAGAAAAGCAUUAUCAUUUAACAAAACAUAACCAUUAAGAAAUGAUGGUUGUUGUUCAGUUAUCUGUCGUAUUUAAAAAAAUAAAAACAAUGUUUCACAAAUUCUGCCUGGGUAUGUAAACUUAUGAGCACAAUUGUACAUAUAUGGAGUCAUAUGUACCCCUGUCAUAUUGGAAUGAAAGUGUAGGCUACACCUUUUUCAUAACCUCUAGGUGGCAUACUAGAAUGAAAGUGUACAACUGUUUCAUAACCUCUAGGGGGCGGUGGCAUCGUGGAAUGAAAGUGUCCAGCUUUUUCAUAACCUCUAGAUGGCGACAUACAUUUAUAAAAUGUGAAAGUCUUUUUCAUUCUCUCCUAUAUCUAUAUGUAUAAUGCACACUAUUGACUUGGGACAAUUUUUGGGGGGGUAAAAAAUGCGCAUUAUAAAAAUUACGGUAAUUUAUUUUUACGUUUUGUUAACGAGAGAACAUUUCAUAUGCUUGUGUAUGUUUUUGUAUCCCUUGUUAAUAUUCAAAGUACUGAGCGUUAAAGCCAUCUGUGAAGUCAAAGAUGACGUCUAAAUUGUUAUCUUUUUCUAACAUGUGUGUAACAGCAGGAGAAUUCACGCAUGUACACGUAGACAGAAAACACGUAGUGGUACAUUUGAAGCUGUGUUAUGAGGAAUUUACACACACUUUUUUUGUUGCCACUUCUGGGUGAGUGAGAGAAACAAUAUAUUGAUUUUUUUUAAAUGAAAUUUACUAUGAAAUUAUUUUGCUGUAUACUGUUUUAGUUCACAUUCCCAAAAAUCAAUGCAAUUUUUUAAUGAAUAAACAAAGUUUGAUACUAAAUAAUUA